CAAAAGAAGCAAAACAUCUAAAAAGAAAUGCUCAAAGAGCAACGUGACAACAACAACAACAACAACAGCAGGGUGUGCAAAAAAUAAAAUAAAAAAAACAAGUAAGAAUUGAAAUUUAGGCCAAAAGCGGAUUACGAAAAUUGUUGCUGUUGCUAGCAAGUAACAACAACAACAACUACCACGACAACAACAACAACAGGCAGCAUAAAAGGAAGAUUUUGUCCACACAAAGCAGAAGGCAAUGCGUGGGCCGAGGGACGCCUCUCCAUUCUGGCAUGCUGAAAAGGGCCAUAAAAGUGCAAAUAAACAUGUAAAAGGACAUUAAGAUUCCCGUGGUAGCAGCAGUACAACAACAGGACAUGCCUGCGAUUUGAAAGCAAGCCGAGAAUUCAACCAACGGCUGAGCCACACACAUCCAUAUAAAUGCCAGCUGAAAUGUGCUUUUUAUGGGACAAACUCGAAGUCAAAGCGAACUAAAGACGCGUUGGCGCUUCAUUAAAGUCAAAAGCGGAAACAGCAACGGAAACGGAAUUUGCCAACAACAGCUCUAACAAAACGACAACACACACACACACACACACAUGCACACUCUCAUACACCGAAUCUGGGAUUCUGUCUAUUAGCGUCAGGGUCACCACAUGUAUUGUGGCCAUUUAAGUUGGUAUACGAAUUUUGUUGCUUUGACUGUUUGGCUAAAUUGAAGUUUGCUACAUAAAUGACGGGACGUUUCUGCGUUCGAGCACAACGCAAUGACUACAAUGCAGUUUUCAAUAACAUCACACAAAACAACAAAAAUGCAACUCAACUUGUCAACAACAGAAACAUUCUCAAAAUCGCAAAGGCAACAACAACAACAACAACAAAUAGAACAACAACCGAGGCAGCGACACAACACACAUCGAAAAUCAAGAACACGAAAGCUGCUGGACUCUGGGAAAACGGUUUCAAUACUCGCUGCGAUGAUGUUGUUGCUGUUGCUGCUAUUCUUGCAGCCGGAAGCGACACGAGCGGAAGAAGAGUCACAGGAUUUUCAAAAGAACAUACCCGCACGCUUGGUUUGGGCCGCACCCGGCAAGACCGUGGAUCUGCCCUGCGACUUGACGCCGCCCACGCCGCAGGACUCGGUAAAAUUGCUGCUUUGGUUCAAGGACACCACCGGCAUACCGCUGUACAGUUUGGACUCGCGCGGGGGCAAUGUGAAGCUGGCGCCACAUGCGGCCAUAGCUAGCGAUCUGGGUCAGCGUUUGUUCUUUAGCAUUGGCGACAAUCCCAAGGAUUCUCGACUGCAAAUCAAAGAUGUGAAGCCAGAGGAUGGCGGCGUUUACCGCUGCCGCAUUGACUUUUUCAACUCGCCCACCCGUAAUUUUAGGCAUAACUUAACACUAGUUGUUGUUCCCGAGGAGCCACGCAUCUUUGAUGCCCAGGGCAAGGAAAUCUCCCAAUUGGCUGGUCCAUUUCGCGAGGGCUACGAGCUCUUUCUCUGCUGUCAAGUGCGGGGCGGUCGACCACCACCGAAGGUUACCUGGUGGCGAGAUGGCCACGAAAUGAUCGGCACCAGUCACACCUCAGUCGAGGAGGGUGCCACAGUGAUGGUGAAUCAACUGCUCAUUGGGACCACGACGCGGGACUAUUACGGAGCACGCAUCGAGUGCCGGGCACAGGGCACACGUCUCCUCGAGCCAGUCACCAAAGAUGUCACCGUUCAGGUGCACUUGAAACCUGUACGUGUGAAGAUUAUAACACCUAAUGAUUUGCUCACUGCCGGCCAUCCGAUUGCCAUCAGGUGCGAAUCGUGGGGCUCGUAUCCGGCGGCCAAGAUUAGCUGGCUGCUUGAUGGCGAGCCCAUACGCAACGCUGAAGUCACCGUCCACAACGACAAGGAGGAUGCCAACAUCACAACGAGUAUAUUGACGGUGAAGGUAACAUCGGAGAACGACAAUGCAGAGUUGACAUGUCGCGCAACGAAUCCUUGGUUCUCCGGCGGCGCCAUCGAGGACAAGCGUAUUAUACGUGUGGCAUAUCCGCCUACCGUGUCGGUGCACUUGGCCAAUGAGGAUCCCAGCCGUAUGGUAACACGUGCCGAGGGCCAAAAUGUCACGUUCAAAUGCCGUGCGGAUGCGAGACCACCGGUCACCAGUUACUCCUGGUUCAAGAACGGCAUGCGUAUGUCUGGCGAGAGCACGGAAAUCAUGCACCUGACACAACUGGAGCGGGAGAGUGCGGGCGCAUAUGCCUGCGGGGCGACCAACACGGAGGGGGAGACGCGGAGCUCAAGCCUCACUCUGAAAGUACAGUUCUCGCCACGUUGUAAGCCGGGUACCGAACAGACAUCCAUUGGAGCCAUCAACAUGCACUCGAUACAAGUCAGAUGCGAGGUGGACGCCGAUCCGCCAGAAACUGUCCGAUUUAGCUGGACCUACAACAAUACACGAAAUGUGUCCCCGGUGCUCAACUCCCGGAUACAAUCGAACGGACUGGCCAGCACUGUGACGUAUCUGCCGCAAACCGACUCCGAGUUAAUAACACUAGCUUGCUGGGCCAGCAAUGCGGUCGGAAGGCAAACGUCGCCCUGUCUUGUUCACAUCCUACCAGCCAAUGCACCCGAGGCGCCAAAGGCAUGCGAACUGCGCAACGAUACCAUUCUCGAGGUGGUCUGCGUGGCCGGCAGCGAUGGUGGCCUCUCCCAGUACUUUAUGCUCGAGGUCGUCGGCGGCGAUUUACUGUAUGCUAACGAGGCAGGAGCGACAGCGGCGGGAGGCAAGGGUCAAUUUGGCGAGACGAUUGGCCAGGGCGACAAUGAGAUAUCUACGCUGAAUGAUCAGGCAACAUCUGCGCCCAUCUUUCGCAUGCAGGAGAACAGUCCACAAUUUCGUUUGAAUAAUUUAGAGCCGGGACGUGAAUAUCAAUUUUUAGUUUACGCCGUCAACGCAAAGGGACGCAGCGAGCCUCCGGUGGUGAUUGAACGUGUUCGCGUGGCUGCACAACUGGGACCAUAUGAUGAAUCCAUACUCUCGGAGGAUCCGACGCCCGCGGAAACCACGCAUCAUGGCGGCGGCGGCAGCGGCGGCAGCAGCAGCAGUAGCUCAAGUGGCGUCGGCGCCGGCGCCAGCAUUGGCAGCGGGCCGGAGAAGGAGUCAACGCUGCUGAUACUUGCCACCGUUGUGGCGAUAGGCGCCGUCAUUGUGACGUCAAUUAUCGUAGCAGGCAUUGUUGUUGUCUGUCGACAUCGGCCGCGGCCACCUGAGCCACAGGAGGUGCGCAAGAGCAUGCGGCCGGCACGCAACGAUGUGCCCUCGAUGUAUAUUGAAGAGGAUGAGCUGAACGAGCUGGAGGAGGGCGGCGGACGGGCAGCGGAGAUUCGCUCACGCAUCACACCUGCCACAUCGCAUCUAUGCGGUGGUGCCGGCGGUGGCGGCGUCGGUGGUGGCGGUGGCGGUGGCAUUGUGGGCGUUGGCGGACCGCAUCAUUACAUCUCCGAGAGCUUCAUACAGUACGCGCAGCCCAGUCUAAACGGCGAUGUGCUGCUACCUUUGCUCGUUGCCGCCAGCCAACCGACCAGUCCUUAUCACCGAGCUGGCUCCAGCGCCCCACUCCACCAACCCACUGCCACAAGGUCGGAUGUGGUGGUGGCUAUGCGCCACCCAGCUGCAGCUGCAGCUCACUCUGUGCUCUGUGCAACGGAUGGCAAUGCAGCUGCCUGGCCGCCCAAAUACCCGGAUCUGAUAUUACCACGCGGCGAAUUGGAAUUUACGACCCUGGAUCCAACGCUGAAGUAAUUGUAAAAUGUAAUAAUAUCUACCGCAGUACACAUAGCUCCCAACCACCCUCCCCCCGUCUCUGCGCCAUGAUGCACUAUGAGAGCCCUGGCGUCUUUUAGCCGCACAGUAGGCAACAUAAUUCAUGGCCAUUUCAUUUUACAUAGCUGUAAAUUUUUAGCCUAAAUUUAAAUAUAUUAAUGUCAAAGGUAAAAAAACAAAAUGGAUGCAUACAAAUCAAUUUGUAUGUGUGUAUUAUGUUUGUCAGAUACGAAUCAUAAGCGAAAGGAAAAACUCUGUUUUUAUUUAAGUGUCAUACGAAAUGCAAAAGUCAAAAGUCAAAAUCAAAAAGAAAAAGAAAACCAUUACCAAAGCGGCUUUGCCACUCUAUAAAUACACUGCAAUCUUGAAACUGAAAUCAAAACAUGAAUUUUGUAAAUAUUACUAAAUGCAUACAAUACAAUCACACACACAUA
Drosophila grimshawi is the source of this 4231-nucleotide messenger RNA. RefSeq names its product nephrin (gene side). The transcript is spliced from 18 exons. Bases 750 to 3776 code for a protein of 1008 amino acids. Gene Ontology annotation, molecular function: protein binding. Lineage: Eukaryota; Metazoa; Arthropoda; Insecta; Diptera; Drosophilidae. The record is from RefSeq and is a predicted model, not a curated record.